AUGGCUCCUGCUUUGGAGGCCUCCUUCGGAACUGUGGCGGCCGAGAACAGCACCUUUUAUGGCGGCACCUUUGCCGAGGAGGAGGCCCGGACCAUCUAUCCUAGCCGCUGCAGCUCCAUGGCUCAGCCGGGUACCAGGAUGCCAGACUCCUUCCCGCCGCUGCCCAGUCCACCCUGCCGUGGUAGCUUUCAGUGGCAUGGACUUUGCUUGAGAGAUGCGUUUUUGGUCUCCUUUUAUCUUGGUCUGUACCGCAAGUCGAUACAUCAAGAAAAGUUUCGCGAUGCGGCUGUUUUACACAUCUCUUUGUGGGCGCCGGGGCCCGGGCCCUUAGACUGCUCUUCAACAGCGCCCCAAGAAGAGCAGCAGGAAAGCAUCUACCAGGAAUGGUCCGUGCCCUUGCCCCAGCUUCGGCGACUGAACUGGAAAUCAGGCGAUGGAAGGGGCCUGGACUCCUUGUGGUCCUUCAACUCCCGGCACACGAUCGCCUCGAAGCCGAUGAAGAACCUUACGCCUCCAGGGCUCAUUGCUACUGGCAUACCUUGGUUGGAGUAUGGCCCAGGCCAGGCGACUCUUCAGAGCCCCUUCAACUCACCUCGCCGGAGCCCCUCCCCCCUCCCCACACCUCUUCGGCUGGAGCAGGGGAGGGCUUUGGGGCGUAGCCCCUCGGCCAGCCCCAUGAGGGCCCUGAGCCCCGUCAGCCCCGUGAGGCCUUUGAGGCCCCUGAGCCCGAGUCAUGACCGGGCCUGGCAAGCCUCUGCCCCAAGCCCGGUGGGCCCCGUGCAGUCUCCAGUUGUUAUGCGGGCUGUGAGCCAAGCAACCUCCGUGCCAGCACCGAUUCCACUAGCCCCUUCGUCGGAGGCGACGCAGACGGCACGCAGCAGCAUUAGUCGAAUGACUACGAACCCAUGUGUGGGCCGAGUGGUCUACUUGCCUCCCAUCACCGUUCCCGCGUCCGGUCAGACCGAAACGCCCAGUCAAAGCCGAUCGAUUUCGCCAUUGAGAUCGCCAUCUCCACAUAUGGUGCGGCCUCCGAGGAUCAUAAGCGAUGUUGUGAUUCCGGGAGCAACUCACCCGAACGCAGCUGUGGAGGAGCCACUUUCAUGGCUUUCUUUCGGGCUCCCAACAUCCCGAAGAAGAUGCAACUCUUCGACUUAG
Molecule: messenger RNA, 1155 nt
Organism: Symbiodinium natans
Lineage: Eukaryota; Dinophyceae; Suessiales; Symbiodiniaceae
Source: the annotation of a GenBank genome assembly